Myotis lucifugus (little brown bat) is the source of this 994-nucleotide messenger RNA. It is a transcript of the gene PODN, whose product is annotated as podocan. Gene Ontology annotation, molecular function: protein binding. The transcript has 7 exons. NCBI's taxonomy places the organism in Eukaryota, Metazoa, Chordata, Mammalia, Chiroptera, Vespertilionidae. Bases 131 to 988 code for a protein of 285 amino acids. The record is from RefSeq and is a predicted model, not a curated record.
AGUGCCCCAGGCCCAGAUACUUGCCGCAGACCUGCGUCUGUAUUCGCUGCAGACUGAGAGCAGCACAUCACCUGAGAGGUGCCAGGUGCUUUGCGGCUGUUACUUAUGGACUCCUCGCAGAAGCUGCACCAUGGCCCGGAGCAGGGCGCUGCUGCUCCUGCUGCUGUUGCCUCCACAGCUGCAGCUGGGACUGGUGCUCGCGGUGAGGGCCCCCGUGUUUGGCCGAAACGGCGCCCACAACCUGAGCCCUGAAGAGAACGAAUUUGUGGAGGAGGAGCCAGUGCUGGUCCUGAGGCCUGAGGAGCCGGGGCCUGGCCCAGCCACCAUGAACUGCCCCCGAGAAUGUGCCUGCUCCCAGGAGGGUGUCGUGGACUGCGGCGGUAUCGACCUGCGCGAGUUCCCAGGGGACCUGCCUGAGCAUAUCAACCACCUGUCCCUGCAGAACAACCAGCUGGAGAAGAUCUACCCGGAGGAGCUCUCCCGGCUGCAUCGCCUGGAGACUCUGAACCUUCAGAACAACCGCCUGACGUCCCGAGGGCUCCCCGAGGAGGCGUUUGAGCAUCUGACCGACCUCAAUUACCUGUACCUGGCCAAUAACAAGCUGACCUUGGCACCCCGAUUCCUGCCAAAUACCCUGAUCAGUGUGGACUUCGCUGCCAACUAUCUCACCAAGAUCUACGGGCUCACCUUUGGCCAGAAGCCAAACUUGAGGUCCGUGUACCUGCACAACAACAAGCUGGCAGACGCCGGGCUACCAGACAACAUGUUCAACGGUUCCAGCAACGUCGAGAUCCUUAUUCUGUCCAGCAACUUCCUGCGCCAUGUGCCCAAGCACCUGCCGCCGGCCCUCUAUAAGCUGCACCUCAAGAACAACAAGCUGGAGAAGAUCCCACCAGGUGCCUUCAGUGAGCUGAGCAACCUGCGGGAGCUGUACCUGCAGAACAACUACCUGACUGAUGAGGGCCUGGACAACGAGACCUUCUGGUAAGCCCCU